Molecule: messenger RNA, 1429 nt
Organism: Hemiscyllium ocellatum (epaulette shark)
Lineage: Eukaryota; Metazoa; Chordata; Chondrichthyes; Orectolobiformes; Hemiscylliidae
Gene: sh3bgr
Product: SH3 domain binding glutamate-rich protein
Exons: 11
Coding region: 168-821 (217 amino acids)
Cellular component (GO): cytoplasm
Source: RefSeq, a predicted model, not a curated record
CGUUCUCCUGUAGCGGGACUCCCCUGGGCUACGCUGAAGCUGCUUGUCUGUGCAUGGGUGGGAACCUGCCAGGUUCAAUUCGUUGCAGAUAUUUUCGCCUCCUCUGCCUUUUUUUUUGUUUUUCCCUCUAUUUCUUUGGUUGGAGGCGGUGUCGACGUUGAGAAGCCAUGGUGAUCAAGGUCUUUAUUGCAAGCCAGUCCGGUUCUACCGCGAUCAAGAAGAAACAACAGGAUGUGCUGGGUUUCCUAGAAGCCAACAAAAUUGAUUUUAAAGAACUGGAUAUAGCAGCAAAUGAAGACAACAGAAAAUGGAUGCGGGAAAAUGUUCCAGGAGAAAAACGUCCACAAAAUGGCAUUCCCCUCCCUCCACAAAUUUUCAACGAUGAACUGUAUUGUGGGGACUUUGAAGCUUUCUUCAAUGCCAAGGAAGACAAUGGAGUUUAUGCAUUUCUUGGUCUGGAUCCUCCUCCUGGUUCAAAGGAAGCACAUCAAGCUGCAAUCAUCCAGAAUGGUGAAGUUCCAGAAAAUGAUAAAGCAGAUGGUAAUGAGCAGCAUUUGCUUAUAGCUGCAGAAGAUCAGCCUGAAGAAAAUAUUGAAAUGUUGCAUAAUCAUUUUGAGCAAUCACCAGAUAUAAAUGAAAACAUUGGUGAGAAUGAAGCUGACAAACAUGAGGAAUCUGUUCAUCAAACAAUUGAAUCAGAAGAGACAGCAAAGGAAGAGAAAGAGCCAGAAACAGAGGAUGAAGAAGAGCAACCUGUUACUGAGGAGGAGGAUGAAGAACAGCCAGUGACUGAGGAAGAGGAUGAAGUUGAUGAAUCUUAAAAAAUGUUAAUGCUUCUAUAUGAUUUCAUCUGUAAGGGGUUAAGGAAGCUGAAGCUCUUGCGAAGAAAUCAUAAGUGGAAGAAUUUGAACAUUGCACCACCUGUGGUAACCUCACUAAAAAAUGCUGGCAUUGCCCAAGAAGAUCUGCAAUUCAGAAAUAGACAUGGAUUUCUAUAAAGGAGUAGCUUUGAUACAUCUACUCUUUUUCUUGCAAAUAUUGAUUCACAAUCAACCUUUUUCCUUCUGUUCGUAGAUGAUUAGCUGAUUAUAUGCUUGAACAAAUGGACUUUGUAGAAGCAAAAUUGGGUUUUUGUAAGCUGAUCUAAGCACUCCCCACAAUAUGGCUUGGUUAAACGCUCCUUUAACAUCUGAAACUUUCCUCCCUGAAGCUGCCAGUUGAAGCCUUAAAUCGAAGCUUAUCUUCAGCAUAAGAACUGCCAAUGUUUGCAAAGUUUAGCCUCCUUUUUGCAAAUAUGCCAAGUUGCCUGUUUCCUUUUUUUGCCAAUGUUCCCUUCACUGAAAAUCAGUUACUGUGAAUGUUGGAGAGAGAGUAAUUACUGGUAAAUGAUGCAAUGAAUUUUUGUAAAAAAAAUCUCCUUGUAUUCUUU